AUGAGCAACAAACGUAUCAACAUGGUAUGCUACGCCGAUGAUUCAGCCAUUUUCGCAGAAAACGAGAACGACCUACAAAGACAGCUAUUCAAGUUCUAUCAAGUGUGCCGAGAGUUUAAUAUGACCAUAUCGGUCGAGAAAACAAAAAGCCUGACAAUCACCAGGGAACCAAUCAGCAAGCUCGUAAUUGAAGAUAAGCCCAUAGAACAGGCAAUGCAAUUUAAGUACCUUGGGAUUAACAUGUCUAGCGGCCACGACCCAACAAAAGAUCUAAGGGACCAAAUCAACAAAGCAUCAGCAACUUCAGGCUGCAUUAGAGAGAUUGUCUGGGCCAACGGAUACAUGUGGAAGGACACCGAGAUGAGGGUGCUGAGAUCAAUAGCUGGCAAAACCAGAAGAGACCACGUAAGAAACACCCACAUAAGAGAACAAUGCGACGUACAGGAUAUUGUAAGAUGGGGAAGGCAGAGAAGAAGGCAAUGGUAUAACCACGUCAAGAGGAUGGGCGAAGAUAGAUUACCCCGCAUAGCUCUCGAGGGAAUACCAGAAGGAAGUCCGCCAGGUAGACCGCCGAAGUUUACAUCUCAAGAAUUAUUACAACGGCAAUUGUGGCACGUGAGCAAGUUUGUAAGGGAUGUUUCCAAAAAGGAUUAA
Cylas formicarius (sweet potato weevil) is the source of this 654-nucleotide messenger RNA. RefSeq lists its product as uncharacterized. Bases 1 to 654 code for a protein of 217 amino acids. The transcript has 3 exons. NCBI's taxonomy places the organism in Eukaryota, Metazoa, Arthropoda, Insecta, Coleoptera, Brentidae. The record is from RefSeq and is a predicted model, not a curated record.